AUGAUGUCAACAACAGAAGGCGAGUUGGACGUUGAAGUUCCUCUGGACAGGGAAGAAGGGGAGUUGGUGGAUUCGGAUGUGGAAGAGGGUACUUACAAACCUCUGGCGAGGCCUGAGGCGUUCAACCCUCCUUCGUUAGUGCAUAUGCAGAUACAGGAUGAGCAGAGCGACGAGGGGUCGCCGCGGGAGUCAUCAGGGUCGGAAUCUGAUGAUGAGCCGCGGCGCCGCGCCAAGCGGACCAAGCUGAGGCCACGCCGUCCUCCACCACAACCAGAUAAGAAGGACAAGUACAACAUUUGGUGCAAGGCUUUACAGGAAGACUUGUUAACAGAAGACAUGGUGAGCUGUGAUGUAUCAAAGAAGAGCAGAUAUGGCGUCGAGUCUUAUGAUUAUACUAUUAAGUAUAGAUUAGAUGAUAACUUUAUUAAUAAGAAAAAAAUAUUCACUAAUAACGAUGACUAUGAUGAUAGUGAACGAGUUUCUAAUAAACGGAGACAUGAGGAUAGAUCUAAUGUGAAACUAAGGCUUGGGAAGCGAGAUAGUAGUCACAAUCGUAAUGAUAAACUGAAGCCUCGGAUUCUGGGGGACCUGGUCGUUAGUGCGGAAGAUACUGCGGAACAUAUAGCUGACGAAAUAGCUAAUAAUUUGUCAGAAGAUAAAAAGGAUUUAGUUGGUCGUAUUGUACAAGUAGUUGGUGCUAACAAGGCUAUAGAAAUAUAUAAAGAAACACAAAAAUUAGAGGCGGAUGGUGGUAUGCUUGUUAUGAACGGUACGCGUCGCCGGACGCCAGGGGGCGUGUACUUCUUCCUACUGAAGCGUGACGGUGAUGUGUCACAGGAGAUGAUCAACCAGAUCUUCAACGAGGACCGCAAGGAGACGCAGCGCAAGAUUAAGCGAGCGCGAGCCAAGAGCCGUCAGACUGUCAUGGAACAGCUCAAACAGAGCCUCACAGAUUCGGAGCUGCCGUCGUUGUUAUCACGUGGCGAGGCGACAGUGCAGUCGGAGCACGGCUCGAACCCGCCGCCGUCGCCCGCGACAGACGCGCGCGACUGCUCGAGCGAUACAGACGCGCCAUGCGAUGCUCCGCCGCGCUCACCACGCGACUACGAUGACGACGACUUCCUCGAAGUCAUGUGUAACGAUGACAUGGACAUGUUCUAG
Molecule: messenger RNA, 1161 nt
Organism: Spodoptera littoralis (African cotton leafworm)
Lineage: Eukaryota; Metazoa; Arthropoda; Insecta; Lepidoptera; Noctuidae
Source: the annotation of a GenBank genome assembly